Messenger RNA from Nasonia vitripennis (jewel wasp), 1152 nucleotides. It is a transcript of the gene Or258, whose product is annotated as odorant receptor 258. Gene Ontology annotation, cellular component: plasma membrane. Gene Ontology annotation, biological process: sensory perception of smell; detection of chemical stimulus involved in sensory perception of smell. Bases 1 to 1152 code for a protein of 383 amino acids. The transcript has 5 exons. Gene Ontology annotation, molecular function: odorant binding; olfactory receptor activity. The record is from RefSeq and is marked inferred. Lineage: Eukaryota; Metazoa; Arthropoda; Insecta; Hymenoptera; Pteromalidae.
AUGGAAACAGAGCUGCGAAAGUACGCGAGGUACUCGCGUGCUCUCAAAUGUCUGCUCGUGUUGUCCGGUGUGUGGCCGGAUUUCCAUCCGGUUAUCCAACCCAUGCUCGGCUGCUUCGCGGUUUUCGUCUGCUCCCUCACCGCAAUGGCCACCCUAAAUUUCAGUAUUCACCACAUCACCAAUUUUGUCGUGAUGACUAAAUCUUUGACCAUAGCCAUAGGCCUAUGUUUAUCCACUAUAAAGAUUGUCGUCUGCUUGCGGCACCACGACGGCCUCGUCUACCUCAACUCGUCUCUCACCGCCAGUUUCGACGCCGACAACCAGAACAAGUCCUUUCGUCGCUUCACCUUAGCCAAGGUCAACAUCUUCGCCAACCUUUUCUAUACCUUGACCAUCGCCGUAGGUCUAGCCACCGGCAUGGGCGUAGUUUUUCUCAUUCUCGCACUUCUUCACGGCAAAUACGUCAUGGUAUGGCCUUCGAUCUUUCCGUUCAGCUACGAACCCGGUGGCCGGGUCUACUGGAUCCUGCUUCUGGUUGAGUUAUCAGCCAACAUUUUUGCUUGGGCUGUGCCCAGUGGGGUGGACUCGGUUUUCGGCUGGUACACUAUGCAGAUCUGCGGGGAGUUCAGAGUCCUGGCUCACAAGUUUCAGAAUUUGAAGACGUCGGAAAACUACCAAGAUGACCUGAAGGAGUGUCUGGAGAGACACUACGCCUUGAUGAAGUCGGGAGAGGUACUGCAGGAUGUGUUUGGAUUUCUGGCGAUAAUGGUAGCUGUUACCAGCGCUGUAAUUCAGUGCAUGCUUAUUUUUCAAGCUAUCCAGGUAUUCCAACAAUUGAGCUUCGGUAUGAUGAUCUUAAUAUUUGCAUUCAUCACACUUAAACACGUUCAAGCCUUCAUCUACGCGUGGUACGGUCAACUCAUUGCCGAUGAGAGCGAAGAUUGCAUCGAGGCGAUGUACUGCGCCCAAUGGGCUGGAUCUGGAGACAUUCGUUUUAUGAGUGAUGUUCUCAUGGUUCUAUCACAAAAGCCGAUGGUAUUUCGAGCUAAAGGCUGUAUGUCACUGAAGAUGGACAUGUUUAUCAAGGUUCUGAAUACAUCCGUAUCAUACUAUUUCCUACUUCAAACGUUGGACGAAGGGUUGCAGAGUUAG